CCUGGGGCAGCGGCGGGGUGCACAGGCCGGGCGGCCGGAACUGCUUGUGUGACCCCGGCAGUAGACGCCUCCGAGCGGGAGAUGGAGGCGGGGAGUGCGGCCGGCUGCUGUGUCCGUCCCUAACGUUGCUGGUUGUUCGCGGCGGCGCGUCUGAGCCGAGGCGCCGCUCGGUGAUCGCCCGGUGAACAGGGUGCGGCGGGAGCCCCGGCCGGUGCGGGCCGAGCGGCAGCGGCGGCCGGUAACGCGGGGACCGGCCUCGGGCUGGAACGGUCCCGCUGAGGGCUAACACAAGGGAAGAAUGAGUGCAGAAGCAGCUGAUCGGGAGGCAGUAACCUCCAGCCGACCCUGCACACCGCCCCAAACUAUCUGGUUUGAGUUUUUGUUGGAUGAAGGAUUGCUUGAAAAACACUUGCAAAAGUCUUAUCCAGCAGAUCCAUCACCAAUUCAGCUGAUAAACCAGUUUUUGGAGCAGGCCUCCAAACCGUCUGUAAAUGAGCAGAACCAGGUCCAGCCACCAACUGACAAUAAGAGGAACCGCACAUUAAAGCUCCUUGCUCUCAAGGUCGCUGCACACUUGAAAUGGGAUUUAGAGUUGUUAGAGAAAAGCUUGACAGUGCCAGUGCUGAAUAUGCUUCUGAAUGAGCUGCUUUGUAUCAGCAAGGUUCCUCCAGGUGUCAAGCACGUCGAUCUAGACUUGUGCAGCCUGCCUCCAACCACCACCAUGGCUAUUCUGGUGUAUAAUAGAUGGGCAGUUAGAACAACUGUUCAGAGCAGCUUUCCAGUGAAACCAUUAAAACCUGGUCCUCCGCAGUUAAACCUAAUGAGUCAGAUGCAGCAAGAAAAAGAAUUGACAGAUAACAUUUUAAAAGUGCUUAAGGAGCAGGCCGGAGACUCCAUUCUGGUUUUGGAGAGAGCACUUCAGUUGACCGCAGACCUAUAUGUGCAUACUAUGGAGACACUGGACCAAAUGGCUGAAGAAUCUUGCCUAGCAAAUGGAGAUACCGAAAGCUCAACAGCUGGAUUACGAAUCAGUAUGGAUGAAAUGCAUUGCCAGGUUUGCUAUGAUCUGGGCACAGUAUUCUUCAGUCAAGGCUCUUCGAAUCCACCUGUCUAUGAAAAAGCUAAGGAACACUUAUUCAAAACCAGUGAACUGCUCUCAAAGAUUGGAGCUGAACCUGUUCAUUGUCGAAUUGACCAGAAAAGAUUGGAUGGUUACUGCCAGGCGUGUGCAGUGUUAACAGCCCCAUCUGAUGUAAAUGAGCUACAGCUGACAACAUAUGGCCGGGUUCAUCACUGUGUUAAAUCCAGUAACUAUCAGGGAUUAAUUGAGAUUUUUCUCAAUGACAACAUUACCUUAAGUUUGUUGCCCCACUUCAGACAGUCUGUCCUAAGAGACCUUUCUCAAAAGGCUCAAAAUGGGGAUAGAAACUUAGAAGAAGUUUGCUUUAAAGUCUGUAUAUGCAAUACUAUUCGGGAUGUCCUGGAACAGCAGAUGAUUGGUGUAAGGUUCCAUCAACUAAUGCUGAAGCCUACCAAAGAAAGAAUCGACUUCCUCCUGGAGACAUGUGUACGGUCACUAAACCUGGAUGAAGCUUCGGAAGAUUCUAAAAGAAAUAUGGCUGCUUUCUUAAAGAACCUAUGCCAAAGUUUGGAUGACCCUCAGUUUGUUUUCAUGAUUUCGUCGCAUGAUUUGUGCACUAAAUUGCUGAAGGAUGAGGAACGAAAACAGAUACUUGAUCAAAUGAGGAAGCGAUCACCUCGUGCUAAGUUCUCUGCCAAACCAUUGACUGUUUUCUAUGACAUACCUGCAUCACCCAGUGUCAGUAUUGGUCAGUUGGAACACCAGCUCAUCUUAACAGUCGACCCAGGGAGAAUUCGACAGAUUCUGAUUGAACUACAUGGAAUGACAUCAGAUCGACAAUUCUGGACUGUUUCCAAUAAGUGGGAAGUGCCAACAGUUUAUGGUGGAGUUAUUCUUGGAAUUAAGGAUAAUCUGACCAGGGACUUGGUAUACAUAUUGAUGGCUAAAGGUCUACAUUGCAUUAUGAUCAAGGAUUUUGCCCAUGCAAGGCAGCUCUAUUCUACCUGCCUAGAACUGGUUACCGAGUUUUCCCCCAAACUUCGGCAAGUUAUGCUCAAUGAGAUGUUACUCUUGGAUAUCAGUGCUCACAAAGCAGGGACAGAAAGUGCAGGAGAUCGUCCACCAGCUGAUCUUGUGAGUCGUGUUCGAGGUUACCUUGAGAUGAGACUACCAGUGUACCCUGGUGGUAAAAUGUCAUCGCGUCAUUCGGCCAUGCUAAGAGAAGACAUUCCAUUGCGACAAAUUAUAACAGAAGAGUGUGUCGCCUUCAUGUUGAACUGGAAGGAGAAUGAAUACCUGACGCUUCAAAUUCCUGCACCGCUCAUCCAGAACAAUCCAUUUGUGAAGCUGGGACAACUUUUGGCUGCAACUUGCAAAGAACUACCUGGCCCAAAGGAAAGCAGAAGAGCUGCUAAAGACCUUUGGGAUGUAGUUGUUCAGAUCUUUUGUUUAUCUAAUCAGCACAAGCGAGUCAAUGAUGGAAGAAUCAGUUUAAUAAAAUAUCGAGAAUCCACACUGGGGAUCAUGAAGAGGAGCGAACUGGUAACGUUCAUUAAGAGACUGAGUGAUCCACUGGUGCUCACAAUAUUAAUCUCCCUUUUCGUGAAGUUACACAAUAUUGUUCGGGAUGACAUUGUAAAUGAUGUCACUGCAGAGUAUAUGUCCAUUUGGCCAACAUCUGUCCCAAACUUGCAGUCGGUGGAUGUUGAGGCUGUUGCUGUCACAAUGAGGGAGAUGGUCAGUUAUUCAUUAAACAUCAACUUCAAUAACCACUAUUGGUUAACUACCCAAGCAGAUAUUUACUUUGCAACCAACCAGUUUUCUGCAGCCCUGCACUUCUACCUCCAAGCUGGUGCCAUUUGUUCAGACUUCUUCAAUAAGUGUGUUCCAUCCGAUGUGUACACCGACAUGGUGCUGAAGAGAAUGAUCAAAUGUUGUUCAAUGUUAAAUUGCCACACGCAAGUGGCAAUAUUGUGUCAGUUCCUCAGAGAGGUAGAUUAUAUGACUGCUUUCAAGGCUUUACAAGAACAAAACAGUCACGAUGCAAUGGAUUCCUACUAUGAUUACAUCUGGGACAUCACCAUCUUGGAGUACUUGACACACAUCCAUCACAAAAGAGGGGAAACUGACAAACGCCAAAUAGCAAUCAAAGCAAUUGGACAAUCAGAGCUCAACUCUAGUAAUCCUGAAGAGGUUUUGCAGCUAGCAGCUCAGAAGAGGAAAAAGAAGUUCCUGCAAGCCAUGGCAAAACUUUACUUUUAACCAUUAUUAGCUGCAAACCUUUGAAACAAGUUAUUCAGGGACACUUCUCCCUGUAUUCAUAAAUAGUUAAAAUAUUUGACUGGUUAAAUGUAUUACACUGCUUGUGGUCAUUUUGAAGCACAUUGAGCAGUCUGAUUUUUGUAGUGUUUCAUAAGAUAAAUGUGAAAAAUGCAAAUUACAGCUGUUUCAAUUUUCAAAUUUAAUUUCACAGCACCUAAUUUCAUAGUACUAGUCUUAACAGCUGGGUAUCAAAGAUACUCCACCAGUUCAUAGCUUACACUUUCAAUGUCAUAUUCUUAGAUCAUUGGAAAUUGUAUUUUGUAUAGUCAGAUAGCUGUCUUAAUAGCUAAUUCUGUACAUUUUUACAAUGCUAUUUACAGUAAUACAUUAAAUUCAUGUUCUUUGGCAGUGAGA
Molecule: messenger RNA, 3757 nt
Organism: Pristis pectinata (smalltooth sawfish)
Lineage: Eukaryota; Metazoa; Chordata; Chondrichthyes; Rhinopristiformes; Pristidae
Gene: ints8
Product: integrator complex subunit 8
Exons: 29
Coding region: 299-3343 (1014 amino acids)
Biological process (GO): snRNA 3'-end processing
Cellular component (GO): integrator complex
Molecular function (GO): protein binding
Source: RefSeq, a predicted model, not a curated record